Molecule: messenger RNA, 664 nt
Organism: Dreissena polymorpha
Lineage: Eukaryota; Metazoa; Mollusca; Bivalvia; Myida; Dreissenidae
Product: histone H2A
Exons: 1
Coding region: 264-644 (126 amino acids)
Cellular component (GO): nucleosome
Molecular function (GO): protein heterodimerization activity; DNA binding; structural constituent of chromatin
Source: RefSeq, a predicted model, not a curated record
CAGUGCACAUUAAGGUCUCAUUGGCCACCGUGCACUGGUCUAUUUGGAUCUAAAUUAUUUCUUUGGCGAAUACCCGGGAAGCCGGGGUAAAUUUGACCUACUUUGGCUCUAAAUUAAUCUUUCUCCCCUGAAAGGUCACAGGGGCAGGUCGGGCUACUAUAACCUCGUGAAGAGGCCAGUAGGACCUGUAAAUAAACUCUGAAAUACACACACACACACUUGCCGAUGUAUUUUCUGUUGCACUCACAACCGAAAGCACAAUCAUGUCUGGACGCGGAAAGGGAGGAAAGACAAAGGGGAAGGCAAAGAGCCGCUCAUCCAGGGCUGGACUUCAGUUCCCAGUGGGCAGAAUCCACCGUCUCCUGCGCAAGGGCAACUACGCCGAGCGUGUUGGAGCUGGUGCACCCGUGUACUUGGCUGCCGUUCUCGAGUACUUGGCCGCUGAAGUUCUCGAGCUGGCUGGCAACGCUGCCCGAGACAACAAGAAGUCAAGAAUCAUCCCUCGUCACCUGCAGCUCGCCAUCCGCAACGACGAGGAGUUGAACAAACUUCUGUCUGGAGUCACCAUCGCUCAGGGUGGUGUGCUGCCAAACAUCCAGGCCGUUCUUCUGCCCAAGAAGACCAAGCAGGCUGGUGGCAAAUAAGCACCUUCUCUGGCUUGAAA